This is a messenger RNA of Lactuca virosa, 498 nucleotides long. The record is from the annotation of a GenBank genome assembly. Lineage: Eukaryota; Viridiplantae; Streptophyta; Magnoliopsida; Asterales; Asteraceae.
AUGGCGACAGUACCAGGGCAGCUGAUAUGGGAGAUCUUAAAGAAGAACAACUCUUUUCUCGUUAAGGAGUUCGGCAAUGGAAAUCAAAGCGUUCAGUUUAGCAAAGAGCCUAACAAUCUCUACAAUCUCAACUCAUACAAACACUCUGGACUAGCCAACAAGAAGACAGUCACUAUUCAGCCAGCUGGUAAAGAUCAAUCUGUGUUGCUUGCAACGACUAAAACCAAGAAACAGGGAAAACCUGCAAGUUUGCUUAACAAAUCCAUUAUGAAAAAGGAGUUCUACCGCAUGGCAAAGGCAGUUUCAAACCAGGUGGGAGAUAACUAUUACAGGCCAGAUUUGAAGAAGGCUGCACUUGCUAGGUUGAGUGCUGUUAGCAGGAGUCUUAAGGUCUCAAAAUCUGGUGUGAAGAAGAAGAACAGGCAAGCUUACAAGACUAAGCACAUCAACAUCCGUACGGACAUGAUAUUUUGGAAAAAAGCGUUUGGAAUAAAUUGA